ACUAACUAGUACUGUACAUUAGCUAACUAUAACUAGCUAACUAACUAGUACUGUACAGUAGCUAACAGUUAAUGCUACCAGACAAGGAGCUAGUUACCAGGAUAUGUCGUGCAACAGUCGCCGUUGUUAGCUAGUUAGUACAAUCAUACAACCAGCUGGCUAACGCCUUUAACUGUCCUUUGAACUCUUUGAGUUCGCUAAUCCUUAAUCUUCGCUAAUACUACAGUUAUAUGCUCAGUAGUUAGCUGGCAAAAACAAAAGCAGAGGUAGCUAACGUUAUCUAGCUUCAAAAUGCCUCCGAAGAAGCAGCAGAAAACCCCGUCGGUGAAUAUCUCCAGCUCCCUGGAGGAGUCGGAAGAGUUCAGUCUGGAGACCACGGUGCCCACGGAAGACAUCUCGUCGUCGGACGAACGGGACCGCACCGGGACGCAGAAAGUCACCCGACAGCUCAUCGAGAGGAAAGAGCUACUGCACAACUUACAGCUGUUAAAAAUAGAGAUGUCGCAGAAAAAUCUCAUCAUAGAUAACAUGAAAGUGGACCACUUGACAAAGACGGAGGAGCUGGAGGAGAGGCUGAAUGUUGCCCUGCACCAGAAACAGGUUCUGGCUCUGAGACUGGACAGCCAGCUGCAACUCACCCAGGAUGAGAGGAGGAAGCAGCAGGCUCUGAGGAAGCAGGAGAUGGAUGGGAUCCUCCUGAGACAGAAGCAGCUGGAGGAGACGAACAGACGGCUGUGUGACAAGGCAGGAGACCUGCGACGCAGCCUCAGGGACCUGGAGCUCACUGAGGACAAAUACAAGGAGCUCCGAGAUAUCCCAGAGGAGAGACUCUCUAUCACUGAAUACGUAGCGGUGUGUUUCUAUGAGGUGGUGAGUCCUCUCAAAGCCCAGCUCUCUGAGCUCCAUGUCAAGAGGAACAGCCUGGCAGACGACCUGGAGACACAUAGGACUGAGAUCAAGGCCCUUAUGAAGAGUUACGAGGAGGAGCGCAAGGCGAGGUCAGAGCUGGAGAUCAGGAACCAGAGACUAACUCUGGAGCUGGCUGACACUAAAGGGCUCAUCCAGGAGGGAGACUUCAAGAGGGACAACUACUCUAACAUCAAACGUGAGCGUGAUGCGUUUGAGUGUGAGGUGAGAGAGUUGAGGAAGAGGCUGGAGCUGCUGGAGAUGACUCAUGAGGUCCAGACCAGGGAGAGGACUGAGCUGAGUCGAGAGGUGUCUACUCUGCAGCAGACGGUGACCCUCCUCCAGAAGGAUAAGGAAUAUGUUCACAGACAGAGCAUGGAGCUGAAUGUGCGCUGUGCCCACCAGGAAGACCGUCUAGAGAGGCUGCAGACCCAGCUGGAUGACGCCCAGAGGGCCAGGGAGGAGGUCUAUCACAAAUACAUCGCUUCUAGAGACCACUACAAGACAGAGUACGAGAAUAAACUUGCUGAGGAACUGGAGAACAUUCGUCUGAAGACCAGCCAGGAGAUCGAUAGCCUGCAGAGGACCUCAAAGGAGAUGUACGAGAGAGAGAACAGGAACCUCCGUGAGACGCGGGACAACGCAGUGCUGGAGAAGGACAGAGCGACGACGGCAGAGAGAGAGACACAGGCCAGAUAUGACCAGCUACUAGAACAGCAAUUUGCCAGCGCUAAUUAGAUGUGGGCUAACGGAAACCCUGGAGCGUGUGGUGGUGAGCCCGUGUGAGAGGUGCCAUAUGCCCUGUCCGGACUUGCCUAUGCGGCCAACAGAAACUCAGGAGUAAAACAGUAAACUGGUGACUCCCCUCCACAGCUAGUCUCUCUGCGUCAGCCUCAAACAGAAUACAAUACAAACUGACGCUCUGAUUGAGAAACAACAGUUUAUACAGUUGACGUCAGAAGUUCAUACAUACACCUUAGCCAAAU
Molecule: messenger RNA, 1892 nt
Organism: Oncorhynchus gorbuscha (pink salmon)
Lineage: Eukaryota; Metazoa; Chordata; Actinopteri; Salmoniformes; Salmonidae
Gene: pibf1
Product: progesterone immunomodulatory binding factor 1
Exons: 10
Coding region: 292-1644 (450 amino acids)
Biological process (GO): cilium assembly
Cellular component (GO): centriolar satellite
Source: RefSeq, a predicted model, not a curated record